This is a messenger RNA of Echinostoma caproni, 756 nucleotides long. The record is from the annotation of a GenBank genome assembly. NCBI's taxonomy places the organism in Eukaryota, Metazoa, Platyhelminthes, Trematoda, Plagiorchiida, Echinostomatidae.
AUGCGGUAUGAACACAUGCUAGCUAAAGCGCGAUCCAUGCUCCAACAGACACGUUUGCAACAACAAGGUUUGGCCCCGUUCACUGAGGCGCUUCCACCUUUGGCCAAUGCUCGCAAACCCCGCCCGUUGUCCAGCAGCACGUUCAGUCCCGUCUCACCGUCUGCAUCCACUCCCACACCAACAACAACAGUGACUAACGAGGAGCAGAAGUUCACGGAUAUGUCGCCUGAUUUUGCCGGUACGGGCUUUCCCUCGUCAAAUCUGCGUAGUCGGCCGGUAUACCAGCGAUCUUCUACAAGUACCAUAUGUAUGACCAAUGGUGGCGCUUCUCUAAGUCAUUCGCCUCCAAACCCUGCGGGAACCAACCAUUUGCAUCAGUCCAUGGAUAUCCAAUCUCCCGGUUCGGCGAUCAACACCUCCACGACAGCAAAAACACCCCCCAUCACAGCCCCUAUUCAGCCGUCUCCGCCGGACGGAAUGAAAGUACGUCGUCUUCGAUUGUCCCAACUCAAUCUGUUCGCAUCCGGUCGGGGAACGACAGCUCCGGUUCCGAUUCGACAACUAGGCGAUCCACCUCAGUCUGGUUUUUCGCCUAGUCCAGUGCAUAAAUCCAAGGGGAUUCCGAAUGCACAUGUCCUGCCGGUAGGUAUUGAUUACAGUUUCGUUUUCUGGAACGGGAAUAGCGUAGAGACUAGUGACAUCUACAUGUUUGAUACUGUACGUCACGCGUCCGUUCUCUUGGGUUGUUUGCGGUAG